Messenger RNA from Chinchilla lanigera (long-tailed chinchilla), 1168 nucleotides. Its product is annotated as cysteine and histidine-rich domain-containing protein 1-like. The record is from RefSeq and is a predicted model, not a curated record. NCBI's taxonomy places the organism in Eukaryota, Metazoa, Chordata, Mammalia, Rodentia, Chinchillidae.
AUGGAAAAAGAAUUUGACAUGCAGGAAAGAGGGCAGCCGUCCCGGCCAUGCAAGUGGUCCACUGCGGCAGAACAGUUGCGGUCGCAUAGUCCUGAGGUUCCAGGCUGCUGCCUCCGUCUGCGUUGGUGGGAGAGGGAAAUAGCGCUGCUGUGCUACAACCUGGGCUGUGGCCAGCACUUUGAGCCCGAGACCAACUCCGACGAUGCUUGUACACACCACCCUGGCAUUCCAGUCUUUCAUGAUGCAUUAAAGGAUGGGUCUUGCUGUAAAAGAAGAACAACUGAUUUUUCUGACUUCUUAAGACUUGUAGGUUGUAUAAAAGGUAGGCAUAAUAGUGAGAAACCACUUGAGACAGUCAAGCCAGAAGUCAAGACUACUGAGAAGAAAGAACUAUGGGAACUGAAACCCAGGUUUCAGGAACAUAUCAUUCAAGCACCGAAACCAGUAGAAGCAAUAAAAAGACCAAGCCCAGAUGAACCAAUGACAAGUUUGGAGUUAAGAAUAUCUGCCUCUCCAAAACAAGCACUUGAUCAACUUAAACUAUCAUCAGCAAAUGAAGAAGAUAAAGUAGAAGAUGGUGAUGAAAUUAAGAUUGGGACCUCAUGUGAAAAUGGAGGAUGUUCAAAGACAUAUCAGGGUCUACAGAGUCUAGAAGAAGUCUGUGUAUAUCAUUCUGGAGUACCUGUUUUUCAUGAGAGGAUAAAAUCUUGGAGUUGUUGCAGAAGAAAAACCUCUGAUUUUAAUACAUUGUUAGCCCAAGAAGGCUGUACAACAGGGAAACACAUGUGGACUAAAAAGGAUGUUGGGAAAAAAGUCGUUCCAUGUAGACAUGACUGGCAUCAGGCUGAGGGUGAAGUCACCAUUUCAGUACAUGUUAAGAAUUCGCUUCCUGAUCUCAGUCGAGUAGAAGCAAACAGUACUGCAUUAAAUGUGCACAUUGUAUUUGAAGGAGAGAAAGAAUUUCAUCAAAACGUGAAAUUAUGGGAUGUGAUUGAUAUAAAGUGAAGUUAUGUAACUAUUUCUACAAAGACUGAGAUCUCCAUGAGAAAAGCUGAACAUAUGCAGUGGGCAAGCCUUGAACUGCCUACAACCAAAAAACAGGAAAAACAAAAAGAAGAUACUACAGAUUGAGUGGAAAAAGAAAAACAAAAACCUGUUGCCUAUUUCA